CUCGGACCUCGAACAACCUCCUCCCACCGACACCGCGCCUUCCUCUCUCCAAGGCCCAGAUCCAACAUUUGGAGCGCGCGCCGCAUACCUUACCGUCGCGCAUUUCUCUACCUGAAUCUAUAGAAGUGCCCAGACUCUUCUGUUCUUGACAUCUGCGCGCACGUUUGCGACCUCGCCGUGACACGCCUCCAUCUCCCUCGAGCUCUGUUCGACGUCGGCCAUGUCUUCCCCUUCCGCGGCAACGACUCCGAUCAAGCGGAGCUCGUCUAGUGAAGAUGAGAACCCAAUCAUAAAAAGACAGAAGACGAAUAGCGACGCGGCAAAAAGCCCCUUUGCCGCCGACGAUGAAGAGCCUAGCCUGCCUGGCGCGACCAAAGUCACCAUACCUUCUUUGGAUUAUCAAGCAAAAAGUGGCCUCGAAAGAAGUAUAGGACUGGCACUGCAGCAAGUUGGCUUUGAUUCCGCUACCCCGGAAGCGAUGCAGGGCUUCUUGGGGGCUGUAGAGACCUACAUGGCCUCUAUGAUCGCCGAUGCCAAACGUGUCGCUCUAGCAGCACGAAGGGAGCAGCCGACUCCAGCGGACUUCGAGUCCACGAUGCGACGCUACACUCUGAAGACGAAGGCGCUGAGGCCUCACCUUCGUCAUCCCGUACCCAAAGCGAAGCUGGACGUGGAAUAUUUCAAUCCUUUGGUCGAUGAUCCGGAUGCGUACACAACCUUACCUCUCCUCGGCGAGGAGCUGAGCGGCAAGCCCGAGAAGGAAGCCAAGUCGUACAUACCAAAGUCCUUCCCCGACUUUCCCAGCAAACAUACCUACAAAUACACACCCAAGGAAGAUGACAACGGUCGUGACCCCCAAAAGACGAGGGAAGAGGCGGCCAAGGCCUCGAAGCAAGGAGAGGAGGCCCUUCGAGGCCUGGUCAGAGCGGCAAAGGUCCGAAAGCAGAAGGAAAUCAGAUCUCUGUCGGAGCGCGAUCCUAUGACCAAGGAGCGCUAUUCGCUAUGGGCUGCCGCUAUGGAAGGUUUCGUCAAAAAGGAAGGCGGCGCCACCGGCCAACAACUCGAGAUUGCCGAUCAUAGCAUGAUUGUCAACUCGGACGCCCGGCAUUUGCGCAGGGAAGUGCAGCGACAAAGCAAACGAGCCGCCGGGCAAAGCUAGUCAUCCUCUCUCGGUAGAGGCCGAAAGCGCGAGUCCAGUGCUUCAAAGGACGACACCAUAAUCAAAAAGGAUGAGCAAUGAUCAGAACUGAUGGGCUUUGGUUGAUAGGCCAGUGUGUCGGGUGCCAGUCAAGGCAGACACAGAAAUUGGUUGUUUUGGGAAAUGGACAUGCAUUCAGCAAGGCGUUUGGGUAUUCCAUCGUGUGGACGAGUCACAGCAGAUUGCCUUAUUUCUAGGCCGAGAAUGAGGAUCCUGAUGCAGGAGGAGGAUCAUACGACUAUCCGGUUGAGCACUUUACAGCGACCGCAUAGAUAACAGCAAAGGUGUGAGAGACUUGACGUAGGGAGA
Molecule: messenger RNA, 1507 nt
Organism: Colletotrichum scovillei
Lineage: Eukaryota; Fungi; Ascomycota; Sordariomycetes; Glomerellales; Glomerellaceae
Exons: 2
Coding region: 221-1159 (312 amino acids)
Biological process (GO): transcription initiation at RNA polymerase II promoter
Cellular component (GO): transcription factor TFIID complex
Molecular function (GO): protein heterodimerization activity
Source: RefSeq, a predicted model, not a curated record